GGGGAAAGUGUCACUUCCUCCUCCGUUGGUCACAUUUGAAAAGCUGCGAGGGAGGAGAUUCUGCAGCGCAGAAGACUGUGCCUUUUGCAAGGAACCUACAGCUUCUGAGCUCUUCAGAAAGGAUGGAAGAGGCUGAUCCUGCAAACCGAGCGAGCAUGGAAGGAGGAAGAUGGACCGUUGACCUAGUCAGGCUGCCUCCUGCAUCCCUCCCCACAACUUCUGACUGUUCUCUUCCAGGACCCUCAGAGAGAUCUGCAGGUGAUGAACAGGACAGUCCUCGUUCUUGGGGCUCAUCAGAAAGAACCAAGCAUGAAGUCAAAGGAAGGACCUUUCAAGAUCAAGAGGAAUCAGGAUCACAGGUGAAAAGCCUAGAAGAAAAUGGGAGAAAUACAGGCCUUCUAAAGCAGACUGAUAAUUGCCAUCAAAUCCCCAUCCAGAAAAAACAUCACAAGGGGAAGAGCACAAAUGAUAGCCCUUCAUGUGGUAAACCAUUCAAAUCUAGCUUCAACUCACCCUGCAGAAUCCACACAGAGGAAACACCGUGUAAAUGCUUGGUGUGUGGAGAGAACUUCAGUGACAGCUCAGGUCUAAAAUCACAUAAAAGAAUUCAUGCAAGACAGGAAUCCUACAAAUGCCUAGAAUGUGGAAAGCGUUUCAGUGACUACUCAUACCUUAGUCAGCAUCAGGAAAUCCACAGCGGGGUGGACCCAUAUACCUGUUUUGAGUGUGGAAGAAGCUUCAUUUCCAGAUCAGGCCUUGUAUAUCAUCAAAAAAGUCACACAGGGGAGAAACCAUAUACCUGUUUUGACUGUGGAAAGAGCUUCACUUACAGAUCAGUCCUUGUAUAUCAUCAAAAAAGUCACACAGGGGGGAAACCAUAUACCUGUUUUGACUGUGGAAAGAGCUUCCAUCAAAACCAAGGUCUUCUUGUUCAUCAAAAAAUCCACACAGGGGAGAAGCCGUAUAAAUGUUUAGAGUGCGGAAUGAGCUUCUCUGAAGGCUCAAAACUUAAAUCUCAUCAAAGAAUUCACACAGGAGAAAAACCUUAUAAAUGUUCAGAGUGUGGAAGAAACUUUGCUCACAGUGCUAGCCUUACUUCACAUAAGAGAACCCACACAGGGGAAAAACCAUAUAAAUGCUUGGAAUGUGGAAAGAGCUUCAGUCAGAGUUCUCACCUUAGUUCACAUAAGAAAACUCACACUGGUGAGAAGCCAUAUGAAUGUUUGGAGUGUGGAAAGAGAUUCAGUCAGAGUUCACACCUUACUGUGCAUGUGCGAUUCCAUACAGGAGAAAAACCAUAUAAGUGUGUGACGUGUGGAAAGAGUUUCUGUACUAACACAGAACUUACUUACCAUCGCAGGAUCCAUACAGGGGAGAAGCCAUAUAAGUGCUUUGAGUGUGGUAAAACCUUCAGCCAGAGUUCAAGCCUUAGUACGCAUCGAAAAAUUCACAGUGGGGAGAAACUACAUGCAUGUUUUGAGUGUGGGAAGAGCUUCACUACGAACAUCAAGCUUUUAAAUCAUCAAAAAACUCACACAGGGGAGAAACCGUAUACCUGUUUUGAGUGUGGAAAAAGCUUCACUCGCAGCACAAGCCUUACAUCGCAUCUAAAAAUUCACACAGGGGAGAAACCGUAUACCUGUUCUGAGUGUGGAAAAAGCUUUGCUCAUGGACAUCACCUUACUUCACAUAAGAGAAUCCACACACGGGAGAAGCCAUAAAUGCUUGGAAUGUGGAAAGACCUUCUUACUGUGCAUGAACUUAUUCAUAAAGGAAACAACCAGUUAAUUGUUUGACAUGUGGAAAGAGUUUCUGUACUAGCACAUAACUUACUUACCAUCACAGGAUCCAAAUAAGUGCCUUGUGUGGGGGGAAAACCCCCCCUAGAAGCAAAAAAUAAGCUUAAAAAUAAGCGUGGCAAAAGCGGCUCCCCGUCCUCCUCCCCGCUCCCUCCCUGGCUGUCUCUCUGGCAAAGCCUCUCAAAGGGGAGGAGUUGUGACCGGGAGCCCGGACAUUGGCAAGGGGGCUAUCGGCUCCUGGCCUAACCGUCCCAGCUGCCACACCCUGCCUACUGCACCUAUUGCGGCAGCCCUGAGUCAUCCUUCCUUAUUGCCUCCAGUCCUCCUUCGCUCAGCUGACUACCUUGAGCUUUGCCCCUUUCGGCUGUUCCUGGCUUGUCCACAGAAGCGGAAUAGGUUCCUUCUCCCUGGGAGUGGUAACGUUCGGGGAUCAGGGCUUGUACCUGUGGGGGGGGUCUUGUUUCGGAGGUUUUUUUCUUUGCUGAUUACUUCCUAGUUGUCUUUGUGGGAGUGGGGCUUCCCCCCCCCCCAUCUUCGGCCAGUGAAGGUCAGCCUAGCUCAUUGAGGCAAGUAGUUAGCUUUAUUGUGACUUUAUCUUGUCCUCUUGCCCAGCCACCUGUUGUUGUUGUUUAGUCGUUUAGUCGUGUCCGACUCUUCGUGACCCCAUGGACCAUAGCACGCCAGGCACUCCUGUCUUGCACUGCCUCCCGUAGUUUGGUCAAACUCAUGUUCGUAGCUUCGAGAACACUGUCCAACCAUCUUGUCCUCUGUCGUCCCCUUCUCCUAGUGCCCUCAAUCUUUCCCAACAUCAGGGUCUUUUCCAAGGAUUCUUCUCUUCUCAUGAGGUGGCCAAAGUAUUGGAGCCUCAGCUUCACGAUCUGUCCUUCCAGGGAGCACUCAGGGCUGAUUUCCUUAAGAAUGGAUAGGUUUGAUCUUCUAGCAGUCCAUGGGACUCUCAAGAGUCUCCUCCAGCACCAUAAUUCAAAAGCAUCAAUUCUUCGGCGAUCAGCCUUCUUUAUGGUCCAGCUCUCACUUCCAUACAUCACUACUGGGAAAACCAUAGCUUUAACUAUACGGACCUUUGUCGGCAAGGUGAUGUCUCUGCUUUUUAAGAUACUGUCUAGGUUUGUCAUUGCUUUUCUCCCAAGAAGCAGGCGUCUUUUAAUUUCGUGACUGCUGUCACCAUCUGCAGUGAUCAAGGAGCCCA
Molecule: messenger RNA, 3006 nt
Organism: Zootoca vivipara (common lizard)
Lineage: Eukaryota; Metazoa; Chordata; Lepidosauria; Squamata; Lacertidae
Source: RefSeq, a predicted model, not a curated record